Molecule: messenger RNA, 4522 nt
Organism: Dreissena polymorpha
Lineage: Eukaryota; Metazoa; Mollusca; Bivalvia; Myida; Dreissenidae
Product: serine-aspartate repeat-containing protein F-like
Exons: 3
Coding region: 1-3930 (1309 amino acids)
Molecular function (GO): calcium ion binding
Source: RefSeq, a predicted model, not a curated record
AUGGCGAGUCACUGUCAUUCGUGUGGGAGAAAACUUCUUUGGUUGGACGCUGAUGAAGAUACGCCAGAGGAUUCAGAUGGUGACGGAAUACCAGAUAACCAAGACAAUGACGAUGAUAAUGACGGAAUCCCAGAUGAUAAAGACAACGAUGACGAUAACGACGGCAUAAGUGACAUAAAUGAAUUAGAUGAAGAUGGUGACGGAAUACCAGAUAACAAAGACAAUGACGAUGAUAAUGACGGGAUCCCGGAUGAUAAAGACAACGAUGACGAUAACGACGGCAUAAGUGACAUAAAUGAAUUAGAUGAAGAUGGUGACGGAGUACCAGAUAACCAGGACAAUGAUGAUGAUAAUGACGGAAUCCCAGAUGAUAAAGACAACGAUGACGACAACGACGGCAUAAGUGACAUAAAUGAAUUAGAUGAAGAUGGUGACGGAGUAACAGAUAACCAGGACAAUGAUGAUGAUAAUGACGGGAUCCCAGAUGAUAAAGACAACGAUGACGAUAACGACGGCAUAAUUGACGUAAAUGAAUUAGAUUUAGAUGGUAACGGAGUACCAGAUAACCAGGACAAUGAUGAUGAUAAUGACGGAAUCCCAGAUGAUAAAGACAACGAUGACGAUAAUGAUGGAAUAAGUGACAUAAAUGAAUUAGAUGAAGAUGGUGACGGAGUACCAGAUAACCAGGACAAUGAUGAUGAUAAUGACGGGAUCCCGGAUUAUAAAGACAACGAUGACGACAACGACGGCAUAAGUGACAUAAAUGAAUUAGAUGAAGAUGGUGACGGAGUACCAAAUAACGAGGACAAUGAUGAUGAUAAUGACGGGUUUCCGGAUGAUAAAGACAACGAUGACGAUAAUGAUGGCAUAAGUGACAAAAAUGAAUUAGAUGCGGAUGGUGACGGAGUACCAGAUAACCAAGACAAUGAUGAUGAUAAUGACGGGAUCCCGGAUGAUAAAGACAACGAUGACGAUAAUGAUGGCAUAAGUGACAUAAAUGAAUUAGAUGAAGAUGGUGACGGAGUACCAGAUAACCAGGACGAUGAUGAUGAUAAUGACGGAAUCCCGGAUUAUAAAGACAACGAUGACGAUAAUGAUGGCAUAAGUGACAUAAAUGAAUUAGAUGAAGAUGGUGACGGAAUACCAGAUAACGAGGACAAUGAUGAUGAUAAUGACGGGAUCCCGGAUGAUAAAGACAACGAUGACGAUAAUGAUGGCAUAAGUGACAUAAGUGAAUUAGAUGCGGAGGGUAACGGAGUACCAGAUAACCAGGACAAUGAUGAUGAUAAUGACGGGAUCCCGAAUGAUAAAGACAACGAUGACGAUAAUGAUGGCAUCAGUGACAAAAAUGAAUUAGAUGCAGAUGGUGACGGAAUACCAGAUAACCGAGACAAUGAUGAUGAUAAUGACGGUAUCCCGGAUGAUAAAGACAACGAUGACGAUAAUGAUGGCAUAAGUGACAUAAAUGAAUUAGAUGCGGAGGGUAACGGAGUACCAGAUAACCAGGUCAAUGAUGAUGAUAAUGACGGGAUCCAGAAUGAUAAAGACAACGAUGACGAUAAUGAUGGCAUCAGUGACAUAAAUGAAUUAGAUGCAGAUGGUGACGGAAUACCAGAUAACCGAGACAAUGAUGAUGAUAAUGACGGCAUUCCGGAUGAUAAAGGCAACGAUAACGAUAAUGGUGGCAUAAGUGACAAAAAUGAAUUAGAUGAAGAUGGUGACGGAGUACCAGAUGACCAGGACAAUGAUGAUGAUAAUGACGGGAUUCCGGAUUAUAAAGACAACGAUGACGAUAAUGAUGGCAUAAGUGACAUAAAUGAAUUAGAUGAAGAUGGUGACGGAGUACCAGAUAACGAGGACAAUGAUGAUGAUAAUGACGGGAUUCCGGAUGAUAAAGACAACGAUGACGAUAAUGAUGGCAUAAGUGACAUAAAUGAAUUAGAUGCGGAUGAUGACGGAAUACCAGAUAGCCAGGACAAUGAUGAUGAUAAUGACGGGAUUUCGGAUGAUAAAGACAACGAUGACGAUAAUGAUGGCAUAAGUGACAUAAAUGAAUUAGAUGAAGAUGGUGACGGAAUACAAGAUAACCAGGACAAUGAUGAUGAUAAUGACGGGAUCCCAGAUGAUAAAGACAACGAUGACGACAACGACGGCAUAAGUGACAUAAAUGAAUCAGAUGAAGAUGGUGACGGAGUACCAGAUAACCAGGACAAUGAUGAUGAUAAUGACGGGAUCCCUGAUGAUAAAGGCAACGAUGACGAUAACGACGGCAUAAGUGACAUGAAUGAAUUAGAUGGAGAUGGUGACGGAGUACCAGAUAACCGAGACAAUGAUUAUGAUAAUGACGGGAUCCCGGAUGAUAAAGACAACGAUGACGAUAACGACGGCAUAAGUGACAUAAAUGAAUUAGAUGAUGAUGGUGACGGAGUACCAGAUAAUCAGGACAAUGAUGAUGAUAAUGACGGAAUCCCAGAUUUUAAAGACAACGAUGACGACAACGACGGCAUAAGUGACAUAAAUGAAUUAGAUGAAGAUGGUGACGGAGUAACAGAUAACCAGGACAAUGAUGAUGAUAAUGACGGGAUCCCAGAUGAUAAAGACAACGAUGACGAUAACGACGGCAUAAGUGACAUAAAUGAAUUAGAUGAAGAUGGUGACGGAGUACCAGAUAACCAGGACAAUGAUGAUGAUAAUGACGGGAUCCCGGAUGAUAAAGACAACAAUGACGAUAAUGAUGGAAUAAUUGACAUAAAUGAAUUAGAUGAAGAUGGUGACGGAGUACCAGAUAACCAGGACAAUGAUGAUGAUAAUGACGGGAUCCCGGAUUAUGAAGACAACGAUGACGAUAAUUAUGGCAGAAGUGACAUAAAUGAAUUAGAUGGAGAUGGUGACGGAGUACCAGAUAACGAGGACAAUGAUGAUGAUAAUGACGGGAUCCCGGAUGAUAAAGACAACGAUGACGAUAAUGAUGGCAUAAGCGACAUUAAUGAAUUAGAUGCAGAUGGUGACGGAAUACCAGAUAACCGAGACAAUGAUGAUGAUAUUGACGGCAUUCCGGAUGAUAAAGACAACGAUGAUGAUAAUGAUGGCAUAAGUGACAUAAAUGAGUUAGAUGCAGAUGGUGACGGAGUUCCAGAUAACCUGGACAACGAUGAUGAUAAUGACGGGAUUCCGGAUGAUAAAGACAACGAUGACGAUAAUGAUGGCAUAAGUGACAUAAAUGAGUUAGAUGCAGAUGGCGACGGUGUACCAGAUAACGAGGACAAUGAUGAUGAUAAUGACGGGAUUCCGGAUUAUAAAGACAACGAUGACGAUAACGAUGGAUUAAUGGACAUAAAUGAAUUGGAUGUAAAUGGUGAUGGAAUUCCAGAAAACCAGGAUAGCGAUAAUGACGGAAUAUUUGAUAAAGACGAGUUGGAUGUAGACAAUGAUGGUGUCAUUGAUGAUUUAGAUCAAGAUAAUGAUAAUGACGGUAUUUUUGACAGUUUUGAACAUGAUACAGACAAGGACGGUGUGCCUGACGAUAUUGAUGACGACGAUGAUAAUGACGGUAUCCCCGACAAUCAAGACGAUGAUGAUGACAAUGAUGGUAUUCUUGACAUCGAUGAAUCCGAUCAAGAUGAUGAUGGCAUUUUAGACGAUUUAGACACAGAUAAAGAUGGAAACUCGGUCCCAGAUUUUAUGGAAAAGGAUACUGACGGAGACAAAAUUCCCGAUGUUUUAGACGAUGAUGAUGAUAAUGACGGUAUUCCUGAUAAAUUCGAUCCAGACGACGACAAUGAUGGAAUCUCAGACGAGGAAGAAAUUGACACUGAUGGAGAUGGAAUAAUUGAUGACAUUGAUACUGAUGUUGAUGAUGAUGGCAUCGCAGACUAUAUUUUAAAAUGGAUUUCGAAAUAUAAGAUUCUACCUCAAAAGGAUGAGUUGUAGGCCAUUAUUUGCGUUCCGACAGUCGUAAAAAUUGGCGAAGCUGUAGACCUGAAAUCAUAUGCUUUGCAAUCAAGAUGAUGUUGAAGCAGAAGAAAGACAAAGAAAUUAUUAUUAUUAUUAUUAUUAUUAUUAUUAUUAUUAUUACUUAACCAUAGGUUUUCUUUUAUUUUAUUUCAUACAACAAAUAUCAUUACAUCUAAUUUAAAUGAUCACAUAGUUUAAUUAGUACGGCAUAAAUCAAUGAUCAUUUUGUCCAUGGAUAGGGGUAUGUUGUAGUGGUGGACUUAUAUGAUACUGUAGCAUGGACGUUAUUUGACAGGCAUGCGUAAUAGAAUGGUCGAAUUUUGGAGAUCGUUAUUACUGACCCCGAGGCGUAAUACCUUCAAAUUAGGUCAUUAUUACCAAAAUAUUUACUGUACGAAGGGGGUUGGACACCAAAAUGACACUGGUCUCAUUCCAUUUUGUCUGGGCACUAGCCGACCCCUCAAUGGGGGACAUUGUAUAUUGAUGCUUCGAUAUCGGUCUGCAUUACCUUUUGCUACUACCGAUACUUUAUUAAACAGUGUGCCAAAAAAUAAAUACAAUAACAUUG